CUAAGAAUGAGCACCUUACCUGUAUUCCUUCUCCAUACUUUGUGUUACUUAGCUGGACUUGUAUUAUACUCUAUAUAUUACUUGUGCGAUCCAAUCUUAAAUAAAUAUCAAACGGGGCUGUCAAAAUAUGAUCAGAUUGUGCCCUUUUAUAUAGUCAAUCGAUUGAGCAUUUACCCUGGACUCACUGGACUUUGUAUAGCAGGGAUUUUUAGCGGUUCUCUAAGUACGAUUUCUUCAGCUCUGAACUCACUGUCAACUGUGACCGUGGUUGAUUUUAUUCAGCCUCUCUUAAAGUUAAGCGAAAAAAGAAAUGUACAGUUAGCCAAAUUAUUUAGUUUCUUUUUUGGAAUAACGUGUAUUAGUCUCACAUUUAGCUUUUUCAAUGUCCAAAGUUUGAAGCAGCUGGGUGUUAGUCUCAUCGGCACUUUAGAAGGACCGAUGUUCGCCAUUUUUCUGUUUGGCGUUUUAUCUCGAAAAGUAUCUGAAAAGAGUGUAUUAAUUGGAACAUUGCUGAGCUUACCCAUAACCUGUUUUAUUGGUUUCGGAUCCUUAAUAAGCGGCUACAUUGAGCCUCCAUUAGAGCUGAAAGCUAACAACUGCUCCUCUUUCGGAGGGAUUCCAAAUGUGACAGAUUGCUGUGAAGUAAAAAACAAUUUCACAUCAGAGUUCACAUCAACAUCUCAUGCUAAUGAUCUCAAUGAUACAUUUGUGUUAUUCAAGAUUUCGUUUCCCUGGUUUCCUAUUAUUGGAUGUUUUUGUGCAUCUUUUAUGACUUUUAUGACAUCAUGCUUACUAGAUUCCGAUGAGAACCUUAUAGAACAUGAUUCAAAAUGCCUCAGUCCAGUGACUAAACUUUGGAUCAAAUGUCCAGUAGAUCCUGAUUUAUGUUUAAUGCCUGCAAACGUGCAUGCAUUGGAAGAAAAAACUUAUGUAUUGAAAAAGGAGAAUUCGCCAGAACUUACGAAUGAAGCAUGAUUCUUUCUUUACCAUCAUUACUCUUAUACACCUAUAACUGUUUCAGAAAUUCAUAUUGAUCAUUAAUAAAUUUAUCCCCAGAAUGUUUAGUUACGGAUUUGUGUUAACCAGGCUUAAUUUAUAUGUUAAUAAAAUAUUUAUAGUUCAUUAAAGCAAUUUGA
Molecule: messenger RNA, 1136 nt
Organism: Parasteatoda tepidariorum (common house spider)
Lineage: Eukaryota; Metazoa; Arthropoda; Arachnida; Araneae; Theridiidae
Product: putative sodium-dependent multivitamin transporter
Biological process (GO): transmembrane transport; sodium ion transport
Cellular component (GO): membrane
Molecular function (GO): symporter activity
Source: RefSeq, a predicted model, not a curated record